GUCGUGCCGUGCUGCGUUGCACUCGCACGUGUGUAUCGUUUUCUUCCGGAUUUAGCGCUGCAAGUUGGUUUAUUUCACAACGCUGCAUAAUGGGGAGGAUCUGUUGUGCUGUGGGUUGUGAUAGAAACACGCCCGACGUGACUCUUCACAAGUUUCCCGUCGACAAGAGGCUGCGGGCGAAGUGGGUUGCCGCUGUUCGUCGCAUCAACUGGUCUCCUUCGGAACACUCCAGGCUGUGCUCGGCGCACUUUACAGACGAGUGCUACGAGUUGAGCGUGCGCCUCUCGCUGGAUUUCGGCAUAGCUGCAGGUGCAAGGCCGCGAGCAGGGAAGCUGAAGCCUGAUGCGGUGCCCACGAUUUUUGACCAUUCCAAGCCGCUAUUGCCUGAACAUACUGUCUUCGCGAAGAGGAGAAGAAAGGAGCUUGUUGCUGAAGCCAUGGCUGGAUCAUGUGCAUCAGCCAGUGUGAUUAUUGAAUCAUCCUCAGCUGAUAGUGGCGCCAGUCAGACACGGAUGACACCAGAAGUUGAGCUCAGUAAUACAUCAUUGUAUGCUUCGGCUAAGUGCAGUAUACAGACUGAGCCGAACCAGAUGUAUACACGCGGAGUGCAAACAAAGCCAUGUGUGAGAACUAUUGGUACACAAACAUGAGCUGCAGUUUCCACCACUGGAACGCAAACAGAAUCUGUUCCUCGAACUUCUUCACCAGUUCAUCGAUGUGCACCACCUGUGCUUGAUGACCUCCUUGAUAUUUCGCACAUUCAGAAGGUGGAAAUGGAUUUAACCACAGAUGAUGAAUGG
Messenger RNA from Dermacentor andersoni, 800 nucleotides. RefSeq lists its product as uncharacterized. The record is from RefSeq and is a predicted model, not a curated record. Lineage: Eukaryota; Metazoa; Arthropoda; Arachnida; Ixodida; Ixodidae.